AUGAGCCUCUUCCCCCAGUCAUCGAUGCGUGCAUUCGCGGUCGACGCUCUCGGCAGCCUGGAAUGGUGUAACAAGCACAAGCACGACUAUCACUACCGCUCUGAUGAGUCACUGCAAGUCACUGCCAAUGCGUGGUCAUUCAUCAACAUCACCACCACCAUCAUCAUCAUUACUAAACAAAUUACCUCGACCGCCAGUCCCCGGCGCGAGACUUUGCACCGGCGUCACCGGAACACUAUACCCAAGCGAGCAAUGGCUGUGAGCGGUGAUUUGUGGAACGGGGACGUCGGAAAGCUUGAAAGGGGAACGAGCAGCGAGCGCAGAUUGGACCUCUCACCGGGAGCCCACCAUCACGGCCUGGCUGCCAUGGCUGCCCUGCUUCCCGAGGCCCCACUGCCGUCAUGCCGCACGAGAUUCUCGAUAUGCACGAUCACAGAUUCCGAGUUCAGCUGGGCGAAACGCAUCACAACAUCCCGGGACGCAGUGUUCGUCCUCGUCACGAAGGUGUUCGCCUUGGCCUGCAUUGACUGGUUCAUUGGCCGGGCCACUGAGAGACAAGAUCGUCCCGCCCGCGUCCUGCAUACAUACGAUGGCUGGACGGACAGUCCCAUUUAG
Messenger RNA from Diaporthe amygdali, 615 nucleotides. RefSeq lists its product as uncharacterized. The transcript is spliced from 5 exons. Lineage: Eukaryota; Fungi; Ascomycota; Sordariomycetes; Diaporthales; Diaporthaceae. The record is from RefSeq and is a predicted model, not a curated record. Bases 1 to 615 code for a protein of 204 amino acids.